This is a messenger RNA of Eupeodes corollae, 1146 nucleotides long. RefSeq names its product tRNA N(3)-methylcytidine methyltransferase Mettl2 (gene Mettl2). Gene Ontology annotation, molecular function: tRNA (cytidine-N3)-methyltransferase activity. The coding region runs from base 90 to 1061 and encodes 323 amino acids. The transcript is spliced from 2 exons. The record is from RefSeq and is a predicted model, not a curated record. Lineage: Eukaryota; Metazoa; Arthropoda; Insecta; Diptera; Syrphidae.
GUGCGACGAAGCUCCUGAAACCAAUGAAAAAGUUUCCACCGAAUCUGAUUCUCGACCACAAUUUGGAAAUAGAUUUUUAACUAAAGAAGAUGAUGUUUUCACGCACAAUGCAUGGUAAUUUAUUAUUUCUCAAACAAUUGCAAUUUCUUCCGAAAGUUCUCUUUUGCUAUGAACACACGCGUCACCGAAAGAAACCGCCUGGAGGUGACCGAGUUCUCAAAACUAAAUCUGAUAUUUUCCAGUUUAAUGCUUGGGAUAACGUCGAGUGGGAUGCCGAACAAGAAGCCCAAGCACUUGCUGCAGUCCAAAAGAAUUCCACACAAAAAAUGACAACAGAAGAUCAAAACAAAUUCGAGAACGAAGCUGAUAAAUUCUGGGAUUCAUUCUAUGACAUUCAUCAGAAUCGAUUCUUCAAAGAUCGACACUGGUUAUUCACUGAGUUUCCUGAACUUGCCCCAAAAGAAGGCUGCACCGAAGCUCGACAAAUAUUCGAACUGGGAUGUGGUGUAGGCAAUACCAUUCUCCCCAUUCUCAAGUACAGCCAGGAGCCAAACCUAAAAGUCUAUGGAUGUGAUUUCUCAGCUAAGGCCAUCGAUAUAUUCCGAGAGAAUCCGGAAUUCGAUGAGAAGAGAUGUCAAGUGUUUGUCAUGGAUGCCACUGCCACUGAUUGGGAAGUUCCAUUCGAAAAGGAGAGUCUCGACAUCAUAGUCCUGAUUUUUGUCCUCUCAGCUAUAAAUCCAGAGAAAAUGACGAUAGUCGCUGAGAAUUGUUUUAAAUACUUGAAACCAGGAGGAUUGGUUCUAUUUCGAGAUUAUGGUCGAUAUGACUUGGCACAGCUUAGAUUCAAAGCUGGAAAAUGUCUGCAAGAAAAUUUCUAUGUUCGUGGAGAUGGAACGAGAGUCUACUUCUUCGAACAGGAGGAAUUGAAAGAUCUCUUUUGUGGAGCGGGAUUUGUGGAGGAGCAGAAUGUUGUUGAUAGACGAUUGCAAGUUAAUCGGGGAAGAAUGCUGAAAAUGUAUCGUGUUUGGAUACAGAAGAAGUUUAGAAAACCGAUGAAUUAGAAACAAUUGUAAAAUCUAUUUAUAUUCAUACCUGCCUAUUGUAAUUAUUUUUUGAAGAUGACUAAAGUAAACUAAAUUUAUUUUA